GCGGUUCCGGUUCGGCCGAGAGCGGUUCCGGGGCCAUGGGGCGGCAGUGAAGCAGCUGUGGAAGAGGUGGGGGGUCGGGUGGGAUUCGCCAUGAGGUACAACGAGCGGGAGCUGCUGUCCCUGGCCCGGCAGCCCGCAGAGAAGGCGGCAGAGAUCAUGAUGCGGGUGCCCAAGAAAGGGAGCGUGUUGAAGAAACGCCUCGUGAAGCUUGUGGUCAACUUUCUCUUCUACUUCCGGACAGACGAAGCAGAGCCCAUUGGAGCUCUGCUGCUGGAGCACUGCAGGAUCACCAAAGAGGAGGAGAAUGUCUUCUCAAUCAGUUUCAUUGAGGAGCCAGAGAGGAAAUACUGCUUCGAGUGUGCCAGUGAGCAGCAGUGUCAGGAGUGGAUCGAGGCUCUCAAGAGAGCCAGCUAUGAGUUCAUGAGGAGGAGCUUGAUCUUCUACAGGAAUGAGAUCCAGAAAAUGACAGGGAAGGACCCCCUGGAGCAGUAUGGGAUCUCGGAGGAAGCCCGCUUCCAGCUGGGAACACGCAAGCAAUAAUCCCCUCACCUGGGCUGAGAUGGCUUCUGGCCCCAGGCUCACCCCAGAGGGUCCCCCCAGAGCUCCCUCCCCGGGAAGAAGAGCAGCAGUUCCCCACAGUGGUGACCAAGUGACUUUUUAAUUUAUUAGCCAGAUCAUUUUGUAUGAUUUUUUUAAAAAAAAAAAAGGAAUUCACACACAUUCCCACUUGCCCAGCUGUGGAGGCAGCCAGUGGCAGCUGCUCCCUGCAGACUGUGUGCCCUUAGCAGAGACAGAGCUUGAGCAGAGCUGGCAGCCUUCUGGCCUGGAGCUUCUGGGACAGGCCCUGAGCCAGCUCUAGCCCUCCUGUUCCUCCCUUUCCCUCUCCUGCAGGGAGAUGCUCAGUUUUUCUGGCUCAGGAUCUUCCUGCAGUCUCCAUCCCAAGGGUUGUUCAUCCCCUUGCUGUAUGGAUGCUCCAACUGAGUGCCUGUCUGUGCUUGUGCCCUCUCCAGAGGCAGCACCAGAGUGUUGAGCAAGGAGGAGCAGGAAGCCUCUCACCAGCACCAGCAGAGCUCAGCCACAGCUCCAGCUGACAGGGGGGGAUCAUCCACUCUCCCCUGUCAAGGCAGCAGUGGCUGCACAGCCACUCACCCCUGCCUCUUGGGGUGGUUUUCUUUUUCCUCUCACUGGGCAGGUGGUGCUAAUCCCUAGAGGCUUGAAGUCCACAGCAGAGCUCUCCCACAAAUGUGUUAAAAAAGCUGCAAAGCACAAGGGAGCAGAGAGAGGUCUGAGGCACCUGUGUGGUGCUCCUGCCUCCUGCUGCAGUGCUGUGAGCUGGGCUAAGCUGUGCAGUUAUUCAGUUUCCCAGAGAGGAGAGCCAGAUGGAGAGGUCUGCAUGGAUGGGAUCUGCUCAGCUUUUGGCUUUGGGGCAUGCAGAAGUUAAGCCCAGGGAGUGUGUGGCAGCUGGGCAUUAACAAUUCAUUCCCCAAGCCCUUGCUGCAGCUCUUUGUGAGUAUCUGAAGGAAAGAGCAGAAAACUGCCAAGGUCACAGUGAGCUCCCAGGGAACAAGGGCUGUGAGAUAAGGAUUAAGGAACGUUUCUCCUCGAGGCUCUGCACCUUCAGCCCUUGCUCUGGCUUUGGGAAGGAAAACUGUACCCAGAGAUAGGAUAAAAAGACAGCCCUCAGCCUCAGGAGACCCAGUGUCCUGACUCCUGCAACAGGUCCCCCUGGAACUAGACCAGGAAAAGCUCCAGGAAAGGCCUUGGGUAAUGUUUUCAGGCAGCUGAUGGCAGAAGGAACUCAGCUCACUCCUGGGGCAGGUGAGCACAGCACAAGGGCUUGGGAGUUGCUGCUCCAGGCUCUGUUCCUCCUGGCUGGCAGGAGGCUGCUCUGCAGGGAACCAGCUCGUGGUGAGCAAGGUGGGGCAGAGCAGCCUGUGCCAGCAGCUGGGCUGGGAGAGAAGUUCUGGGUCUCUUUGGGUGGGAAUUAAUGCCAAAAUGAGAGCCCAUAUGUAGCUUUAGUGGCCUGGCCUUUUCCUCUUUACCUCAUGCUGCUCAGUCCCCGGAGGGUGGCAGAUGUCACUGAUGCUUUAUUUUUAACCUCAAAGCCAAGACUCUUCCUUUCCCUCCCCAGAUCCUCCCUCUCCCUUCACUGAUUCCAGGUGCUUGCUCCAGAAAUUACCAAAAUAAGCAGAGGGACAGCUGUCCUGCAUAAUAAACUGAGGGCAUGACAGGGUGAGAGCAGAGAACAGGACAGAUGGCAGCUCCAGUGGAAGCAGCAAGGAGGGAUUAGAAGCAGGAACAUAGGAGAGCUUGUGCUCUAGGGAAUCAGUGUCCUCAGAUGACUUUAAAGUGCAUUUUAAUCCUCACAAGCCUCAUCUGCUUUACCUCAGCACAGGGCAUGUUCCUGCCAUGCUGGUGGCAUACACAGCAGCUUUACUUACUGUGAAAAAGAGACUUGGCUGUCUGGUCAUUCACAAGAGGGCAGAGGGACACCCUCCAGGCUCAGCAGGAGAAGCAGAGCUGUGCUGCAGCCCAGACAGACCCAGGCUCCCCAGCACUGCUGUCCCAGCUCCUCAGCCUUGGCCUUGGCUUUCCCACAGCUCCUGCCAGCCCACAUCAGGCAGAACACAUCCCAACUCAGCUCCCCAGGGUUCAGCAUCAGGGAAUUCUUCAAUCUGCAAAGUCAGCCCCCUUCAAAACAAACCCCCUGGGAGUUCUGCCAAUGUUGGGUGGUUUCUAGAGAACAGAACCCUCGUGCUGGAGCCUGGCUCACCCUUCCUGCCACAGCUCACAGCCCGGGUGCCUUCCAGGGCUCUCCCUGGUGUCCUCUUCACACGCCUGCCAGGGCAGAGCUGACACCCAGCCUCUUCACUGGAUGUACAAUGGGCAUUUUGUGUAGAUCUUAUGGGGAACAGUUGGGUGAGCAAGAGAUAAUCCAAACACUUAUUUAAGAGGCAACAAUGAAAUUUCUUAACUGAAUGUAAGACAAAUGCUGUGAACAGUUUACACAGGGCAGCAGCUGGCCCAGUAACUUAGAUCAACGUCCAGACUAGCACUGGGACACUGGGUCAGGUUUCAAGCUUAAGGGAAGAUGGUACUGCUGUAGAUACUUUGAGAUCUGCAUCAACUGCUGGUGAUUUGUAGACAAUUGUUCAGUUUUUAUGCUCUGGUCCCUGUACUUUUUGUAUUUCAGUGGCCUGGUCCAGUGAGUGCUGGGUACAGGCUCCCUGGAAGUGUACUGAACCCAUUUAUCUCUUGUACAGCCAACAUUUCCAAUAAAAAAACAUGUUUUAAUCUU
This is a messenger RNA of Calypte anna (Anna's hummingbird), 3298 nucleotides long. RefSeq names its product pleckstrin homology domain containing J1 (gene PLEKHJ1). Gene Ontology annotation, cellular component: early endosome; recycling endosome; trans-Golgi network. NCBI's taxonomy places the organism in Eukaryota, Metazoa, Chordata, Aves, Apodiformes, Trochilidae. The record is from RefSeq and is a predicted model, not a curated record. Gene Ontology annotation, biological process: receptor recycling; endosome organization; retrograde transport, endosome to Golgi. The transcript has 6 exons. The coding region runs from base 91 to 540 and encodes 149 amino acids.